UGUAGUUGAAGUCUUGUAUUUGUAUUGAAAACUUGAUGGUGUUUCUCCUUUUGAUUGUGAAUUCUAUAAAAAAAUCAAUAUCUAUAUAGCUACAAUGGUUAUGAAGUGUAAAGUGGAUAAAUAUUAUUUAUUUUAAAUUAAAACAAGUGAUUUACGUAUUCGUUUGCAUCAUGAGCGACUGCUGUAAUUCAGUUGAUAUAGAAGACGUAUGUCGAACAUGUUUAGCAACAGAAAACGUGUCGUAUCCGAUAUGCAGUACGUUUGUGGAAACUUUAUAUGGCGAUAUCCCUCUUGUGGAGGCGUUGGCGACAGUAUCUUCAUUGCAGUUUACGAGACUAGAGGGGUUUCCCGACAAAAUGUGUAAAGCCUGCAAGGAUACUACUGCCAAAGCAUAUUCAUUUAAAAGAAAGUUAUGGCAAACAGAAGCUUAUCUAAAUACUUUGUUAAUUCAACCAGUUCGUAAGCGUGAAGUAAAGAAGGUUGUUGUUAAGAUUGAACUAUCAGAUUCAGAUGAGGACAACAAUAACAGAAUUGAGGAUCCUAACCAAUCUAACCCAGACGGUAGAGAGAAUAAUGCACAAAAUGUAGAACAAGUAGAGAGACCCGAUGUCGAAGUUGUAGAUGAAAUACCACAGCAAUCUAAUAAUGAGAGUGCCCUGGAAGUGCGGAAAAAUAAUUGCCAGUCAUUUUGCCCGCUGUGUCGUGUGAGUUAUAAUAAUGUGGCGGGUUUAACAAAGCAUAUGUGGGAGAGACACGCUGAGAUCAUGGGCCCCAAGAAGAGAGGCAGACCAAAGAAGAUUAGCACAGAAUUCAUAUUGAAGAAUCUGUUGGAUAGAGGUCUUUUGAAACCCAAACAGGAUAAGAGAUUAUGCUGUGUGUUUUGCAAGAAGUAUUUUGGUAAUGAAGAAGAACUCAUUGACCAUAUCUCCACCCACAGAGAUAAACUUUACUCGUGUGCUGUUUGCAAGAAGAAUUAUAUGCAAAAGAAAUAUUUCGACAGUCAUCUGUGUGUGGAAGAUAAAUCGGCAGGAGAUGGCAUACUCAGCGAGUCAUCUUCCAGCCAGCCUUCAAGAGCGGAACAAGAUGAAUUCCUUGUUGAGUCAUCAAUUCAACUAUUGCAUCUCACAAAUGAAACACGCCAUGCUUCUCUUCAAUGGCGCCCGUGCAAUUCGUGCAGCUUACUUCUGAUGACGGAAGCUGAGUACACCGAGCACAUCGACACACGACAUCCCAAUAUGUCGCUCAAAUGUCGCCAUUGUAACAAGAUGUUCGAGACACUGACUGCAGCCCGUGCGCACCGCGCACGUUGCUCGAACGUAGUACGUUCGUACGCGUGUUUAUCAUGCCCGCAACGUUUCACACGCGAGGUGUUCCUCAACAAGCAUAUCCUGAGCUUUCAUAGGGGACAUGCUGCCUCCGUGCAAUUCUUAUCCGGGCCCUCAAACAACGGGCUACGUUACCAGUGCGAUAUCUGCAAACAAAGAUUCGUUAAGAAGGCCUCCCUCACGAAGCACAUGCGACAUCACACAGCGACCAAGAAUUACGAGUGUAAUGUAUGCAAUAAACGUUUCCAAAGAAAUGACAACCUAAAAUCACAUAUGCGGGUGCACGGCGUCGGUGGACAGAGUUCAGCAACAUCUCUCUGUCUGUACUGCGGCCGCAGUUUCUCUUGCUCCUCCAACUUCAUAGUGCAUAUGCGCCGACAUACUGGAGAGAAACCUUAUAAAUGCGAUUUCUGCGAUAAAGGGUUUCCUCGCUCGUCGGACCUUCAGUGUCACAGACGAUCACACACGGGAGAAAGACCAUACCUGUGUCAGAUAUGCGACAAAGGGUUUGCGCGCAGCAACAAGCUGACACGUCACAUGCGCGUGCACACGGGGGCGAGGCCGUACAAAUGCUCGUACUGCGAAAAAGCGUUCUCACAAAGCAACGACCUUAAUCUGCACGUCCGCAGACAUACCGGGGACAAACCAUAUGUAUGUGAGGUUUGCGGCGACAGGUUCAUACAGGGCACGGCUUUACAGAGUCACCGGCGGACGCACGGUCACUAUCCCCAGGAGACUCCUGCUCUUCUAGCUCUGCCCCCUGUGGCCACACCGCAGAUUGCUGCUGGACCUGCAUACGAAUAGCAUUCGGCAUCCAUGGACGUCAUGUGGAGUGGCCGCAGAACGCCCGAGGCGACCAUCACACGGCCGAUCUCACCUGAUAUCGAUUAUUAAAUUCCCCGUAAAAUUGAUAUUGAUGAACUUUGAACUAAUAUAACUGUAGCUCAUUUUAUUCUAGUUGCAUACGAAGUUAAUAGUAGUACCGUUGUUCUCUCUCGAUGUGUGUUUACAAUAGCAGUUGUGUAAUCGUGUAAAAGUUUGUCUUUACAUUUCCUGCUGGUUCACUUAGGUGAUGUCUAGUUGUAUAUUCCAUUUAAAUCAACCCAUAGACAGUUCAGUAUAUUAUGUGUAAUUUAAGCGAUUUACUAAUAUAUAUAAGUUGAUUUAAUCUCAAAUAUUUAUAAGAUUUAAAAUAAUCCAACAACAUUUAAUAUUAUUAUCUAUUAAUGUAAUUCUCAAAUAGUAAAUGUUUAAGGGAUUUUCAAGAAAAUAAAUGUUCUAGCCAUCAUAACGAUGAUGAUGAUGAUGACAAAACUAUAUAUAUUUCAUGAAAUUUAAAAUGUAAAUGUUUAAGGGAUUUUCAAGAACAUAAAUGUUCUAGCCAUCAUAACGAUGAUGAUGAUGAUGACAAAACUAUAUAUAUUUCAUGAAAUUUAGUAAAUGUUUAAGGGACUUUCAAGAACAUAAAUGUUCUAGCCAUCAUAACGAUGAUGAUGAUGAUGACAAAACUAUAUAUAUAUUUCAUGAAAUUUAGUAAUUGUUUAAGGUAUUUUCAAGAACAUAAAUGUUCUAGCCAUCAUAACGAUGAUGAUGAUGAUGACAAAAC
This is a messenger RNA of Papilio xuthus (Asian swallowtail), 2931 nucleotides long. Its product is annotated as zinc finger protein 2. The transcript is spliced from 15 exons. Gene Ontology annotation, biological process: regulation of transcription by RNA polymerase II. NCBI's taxonomy places the organism in Eukaryota, Metazoa, Arthropoda, Insecta, Lepidoptera, Papilionidae. The record is from RefSeq and is a predicted model, not a curated record. The coding region runs from base 171 to 2129 and encodes 652 amino acids. Gene Ontology annotation, cellular component: nucleus. Gene Ontology annotation, molecular function: RNA polymerase II cis-regulatory region sequence-specific DNA binding; DNA-binding transcription activator activity, RNA polymerase II-specific; zinc ion binding.